Messenger RNA from Drosophila serrata, 504 nucleotides. It is a transcript of the gene Cpr66Cb, whose product is annotated as Cuticular protein 66Cb. Gene Ontology annotation, cellular component: extracellular matrix. NCBI's taxonomy places the organism in Eukaryota, Metazoa, Arthropoda, Insecta, Diptera, Drosophilidae. The record is from RefSeq and is a predicted model, not a curated record.
AUGGCCUUCAAGUAUCUGAUCUUCGCCUCGGCCCUGUGCCUGAGUCUGGCCUAUCCGCUGGAGCACCAGUACUACGAGGAGAGCCAUGGCUACGAGCACCUGGCCCACCAUGAGGCAGAGCCAAUUCACGAGUACGGUCAUCACCAGCUCGAACGUAUCUCUCUGGGCGAAGACCAUGGACACCACCAGAUCGAGCAUGUGCAUCAUGAGCAGCCUCACUACGAGACCCACGAGCAUGAGGGGCAUGACGAACAUGUGGACUACUAUGCCCCUCCCAAGUACGCCUUCAAGUACGGAGUCAAUGACUUCCACACCGGAGAUGUAAAGUCCCAGCACGAGACCCGCGACGGUGACACCGUCAAGGGCCAGUACUCUCUGGUUGAGCCCGAUGGUUCUAUUCGCACCGUGGACUACACCGCCGACAAGCACAAUGGCUUCAACGCCGUGGUUCACAAGACUGCCCCAGUGCACCACCAUGAGGAAAUCCACGAUCAUCACUACUAA